This is a messenger RNA of Leucoraja erinaceus (little skate), 4087 nucleotides long. It is a transcript of the gene csde1, whose product is annotated as cold shock domain containing E1, RNA-binding. The record is from RefSeq and is a predicted model, not a curated record. The transcript has 22 exons. Gene Ontology annotation, molecular function: nucleic acid binding. NCBI's taxonomy places the organism in Eukaryota, Metazoa, Chordata, Chondrichthyes, Rajiformes, Rajidae. Bases 496 to 3129 code for a protein of 877 amino acids.
CUUCCUCUUCCCUCCCUCCUCCCCUCCUCGCGCGGGAUUUGGCGGCUGCCGCGGGCGUCAUCGCGAGAUCCGGGCGGAUCGCUACGUCAUGUGCCGUGCUGCUUAUGGCGGCGCUGGAGUGUUUCUGCUGUUGGGUAUGAAGUGAAAUAUAACUGAAUUUACCAUCUGAAACUGCUGCUUCAAGUUCGGAUCACGUUGAGAAAUAGAAAAUUACGCUGAACAACAACCAAAGAGCAAACUACAGCUGAAAACUUGAUCCGAAACAGAAGUUUGUGCCUACUCAACAGCCUACAAAGAGCACUUCCCAACGCUGCUAGACCUUCUACACUUCUUGUUGCUGUCCUGGGAUGCUCUCUAGUGCAGCAAGAAUAGGAAUUCUCUACUAGCUUGAUAGAUCCUUCUCUCUCUGUCCACCCAGCAUUUGUAAACGAACGCGUGCUAAACAGAUCAGACAGCAGUGCAAGUGCAAUAUUCAACAUCACUUCAAGCUAUAAAAUGGAGAAUCUCUACGCUGCGUCUUCAGAGCAUCAUAAUCCUUCAACUUCCAGUACUCCCUGUCACUCUCUUUCAACACGUUCUGCCUCAAUCAGUGCUAAAAAACAGAAGAGAAUUCCACUUUAUCAGAGAUCAAUGAGCUUUGAUCCAAACCUCUUGCAUAACAAUGGCCACUCUGGUUUUGCUAACGGUACCUCAGGAGCCCUGCGCGAAACUGGUGUUAUUGAGAAGCUGCUGGCAUCAUAUGGUUUUAUCCAGUGCACUGAACGUCAAGCCAGACUAUUCUUCCAUUGCUCACAAUACAGUGGUAAUCUCCAAGAUCUGAAAGUGGGAGAUGAUGUGGAAUUCGAAGUGUCCUCUGACAGACGGACUGGAAAACCUAUUGCUGUGAAACUGCUGAAAGUAAAGCCUGAAAUUUUGCCUGAAGAAAGGAUCACUGGUCAGGUUGUCUGUGCUGCUCCCCUUAACCUUGAGAACAAAUCUGGGCUGAAACCUUCAUCUCCUGGUCAGACUUCAGGCAGUGUGUGCUAUGAACGCAAUGGGGAAGUGUUUUAUCUGACAUAUACACCUGAAGAUGUUGAUGGAAAUGUCCAACUUGAAACAGGAGAUAAAGUUUCUUUCUCCAUGGAAACCAAUAAACAUACUGGUGCUGUAAACGCUCACAACAUUGUACUGGUGAAGAAGAAACAGGGCCGAUGUCAAGGUGUAGUUUGUGCCAUGAAGGAAGCAUUUGGAUUCAUUGAAAGAGGUGACCUUGUGAAAGAGAUCUUCUUCCAUUAUAGCGAAUUCAAAGGAAAUCUAGACACAUUGCAACCUGGCGAUGAUGUGGAAUUUACGAUCAAAGAAAGAAAUGGAAAAGAAGUUGCCACUGAAGUGAAACUGUUAGCCCAAGGAACUGUUAUAUUUGAGGAUGUUAGUAUUGAACAGUUUGAUGGAACUGUCACAAAAAUUAUUCCAAAAGUAUCCAGUAAAACCCAGACUGAUCCUUUGCCAGGACGUAUCAAAGUAAACUUCGCCAUUUCCAAAGAACUUCCCUUUGGAGAUAAAGACACCAGAUCUAAAGUGACUUUAUUAGAAGGUGACCAUGUCAGGUUUAAUAUCUCCACUGAUCGACGUGACAAAUUAGAACGUGCUACAAACAUUGAAAUCCUGACUGAUUCUUUUGAGUUAACUGAAGAAUCCAGAGAACUGGGUGUGAUUGCAGCUAUGAGGGAUGGAUUUGGUUUCAUUAAAUGUGUAGAUCGCGAUGCUCGAAUGUUCUUCCACUUUAGUGAGAUCAUGGAUAGUCUGCAGCUCCACAUCUCGGAUGAGGUUGAAUUCACAGUUGUCCCCGAUGUCCUUUCAGCUCAAAGGAACCAUGCAAUCCGAAUUAAAAAGCUUCCAAAAGGGACAGUGUCGUUUCACACCCAAUCUGAGCAACGUUACUUUGGAGUAGUGGAGAAAGAAGCUGCUGGUUCAAUAUCCAAGUCCACCAGCCCGGCUAAAAGUAAAGAAAAGAAUGGAGAAUUACCACCGUCGGCAGAAGACUUCAGCAACAGCAAUACAGAGUCUACACUGCAAGAUGCAAACCAAUUUUUACACAAAACAAAAGAUUCGGAAGAGGGAGUAAUUGCAUAUGACGAAGCUGGAAUAAAAAUGACUGUACCAUACCAUAUAAAAGAACUGGAAGGGUGUCCAAUUCCACAGCUUGGUGACAAGAUUGAAUUUAGCAUUUGUGAAGUUAAAAGAACCGGUCUACAGAGUGCAGUAUCAAUCAAAAUUCUAAAUCGUAGCCCCAAUACCAAGAGACUUGUAGGAUAUGUUGCAGCAUUGAAGGAUAACUUUGGUUUCAUCGAAACUUCUCAACAUGAUCAGGAAAUUUUCUUCCACUACAGUGAAUUCUCAGGUGAUGUCGAUGAGUUGGAGGUUGGGGAUGCCGUGGAAUACAAUUCGUCAAAGGGAAAAGGAAACAAAGUGAGUGCUGAAAAAGUUGCCAAGAGUACAACAGUAAAUGAUCCCAGUGAUGAAGUGUAUCCAACAGUCUAUACUGGUAAAGUGUUGAGGCCAUUGCGCAGUGUCGAUCCGCAGCAGGCAGAGUAUCAAGGACUUGUCGAGGUUACAGAGGAAGGGUCUGAUGAGAAAGGUGAAGUAUAUCCUUUUGGCAUCAUCAGUUUGGCCAACAAAACAGAUUGCCUUCAGAAGGGUGAAACCAUCAAGUUCCAGCUAUGCACAGUGACUCAGACAGGACAGAAGCUGGCCUACAAUGCCACAACUUUACGGAGAGGCACUGUGGACUGUGUAAAAGACCAGUUUGGCUUCAUAAACUACGAAGUUGGUGAUGGUAAAAAGUUAUUCUUCCGUGUGAACGAGGUAUUGGAUGGUGUGGAGUUGCAGCCUGGAGAUGAAGUGGAGUUUUCUGUCAUCUUAAAUCAGCGUACAGGAAAGUGUAGUGCCUGCAAUGUAUUCCGUGUCAGUGAAGGUCAAAAGCUCGUGGCAGCACCACGUCCUGAUCGCUUAGUACAUCGUUUGAAGAGCAUCACCUUGGAUGACGCAAGUGCUCCAAAAUUGGUUGUGGUUCGCCAGCCAAAGGGACCCGAUAACACCAAGGGAUUUACCGUGGAGAGAAAGAUUCGUCAAGCAGGAGUCAUAGAUUGAUUUAUUUUCUUCCCCCAGCAAGCACAUUACCCAAUGCAGUAUCUUCGGGGAGGGAAGGGUUUACGCAAGGUUAUCUGCCUCCACCGCCCUCUUGUGUUUCCUAGUCCAACAUGGAAAAUGGAGCACAAUUUAUCUAUUUUCAAGCAAAACUACAGUUCUACCACUUGUCUGUGCUUUUAUCAAAAGCUUAAAAAAAAAAGUACAAAACGAAGCAAAAACAAAAAAAAACGUUUAAAAAAAAAAUGUCGCCGCACAGGCUCGGUUGGGGCAAUGAAUGAGCAGAAAGCCUUAGUUUCACAACCUUAUAGGAGCUUGAUUUAAAAUCAAAAAAAGCAUCUUACAUCAAUGCUAAUUUGAAAUUUAAGUUAAUUUGCCUUUGUUAGUAAUGAGAGAAAUCUGAAAAAGAAAAAGCUAUACAACUGAAACACAAGUGCCAUGAGUGCUGGCUUUCAUUAAACCUUUCAGUACAAGUUUGUUGAUGCCGUGGAGCACUGCAGCCUUGGAACACAUUUUCCCUAUUCCAGAAACUAACAGAUUUGUGCAUAAAAACAAAUAUCACUGUUAUUUCCCACGAAGGGCACCCUGUGUAAUGCCGAAUGGAAAAGGAAGCGGCUGAAUUUUUUUUUAAAGUAUAUUAAUGCAUCAAGGUGGAAAUGUUAAUCGUUGGUACUGUAUAUAUGCCUUUUGCAUAGAAACAGGGAGACUAGUUGAUAUCAAGCAUUAGUAAUCAAAAAGACUGGUCUGUGUUCCUAUACCAAAUAAGAUCAGGAAUUUAAUUGAUGUUGAUGUGGGGCAGAGGCAGUAUCCCGUUUCUGUUUCGCCUCUGCUCACAGUUUGGGGUUUGUCUAAACUGGAGAAUGCUUUGUUCUUGCAAGAAGGGAAAACAACUCCUGGCUUUCUCCUGUGUCCCUGUUAAUGGUCAUGAAAAAGAAACUAGAAUAAAAAGUUUUACCAUAAA